This is a messenger RNA of Rhodotorula graminis WP1, 1472 nucleotides long. RefSeq lists its product as uncharacterized. Lineage: Eukaryota; Fungi; Basidiomycota; Microbotryomycetes; Sporidiobolales; Sporidiobolaceae. The transcript has 3 exons. The record is from RefSeq and is a predicted model, not a curated record. The annotation marks the transcript as partial.
AUGCCUGCUACGCCGACCUUCUCGGGCCUGUUUCCGCCCGCCCGCCGCGUCGUCAUCCUCGAUGGCGGCAUGGGCACGACGCUCCAAGCUCCGCCGUUCGAGCUCGCGCUCGACUCGGCCCUGUGGAGCUCCGAGCUGCUCGCCGACGAGGCGGGCCGCAGCCAGCUCGACCGCCUGCACCGCACCUGGAUCGACGCCGGCGCCGACAUUGUCGAGACGUGCACAUACCAAUCGUCCCUCCCGCUCUUUCUCCCCUCGUCUCGCGCCCCGACCGCCGCCGAGUCCUCGACCGCCCUUGCCACCAUGACGGCCGCGCUCCCCGUCGCGUGCGCCUCGUGCGCCAACCACCCGCCCGCCAGCUCGACCGCCUCGUCGAGCCGCCGCGCCCAGGUCGCCCUCUCGCUCGGCCCGUACGGCUCGGCGCUCCAGCCGGGUCAGGAGUACACGGGCGCGUACCCGCCGCCGUUCGGGCCCGCCGCGUCGGCCGCACCCGACGCCCAACCGGCGAGCAGCGCCGAGGCGCUCGCGGCCGUGCCGCUCCCGCUCGACGCCGUGCGCGGCGCCGGCGUGAGCGACGACGAGGCGCACCUCGCCGCGUGGCACCUGCAGCGGCUCGUCCACUUCUCCGAGUCGAGCGCGGCGGCGGGACCCGACGACGACGCCCGCGUCGGCCUCGUCGCGUUCGAGACGGUGCCCUCGCUCGCCGAGGUGCGCGCCAUCCGCCACGCGGCCCACGUCUUCUCGGUCCUGCACCCCGACCGCCCCCAGCCGCCCUUCUACAUCUCGCUCGUGUUUCCGCGUGCGACGCCUCAAGGCGCUGCAGCCGACGUGCGGUUCCCGGACGCGGCGCUCGCCCACCUCGAGUCGCUCGACGCCCAGCUCGCCGUCCUCGUCGACGCCGUCCUCGCGCCCGCCGACGGCCUCGCCCAGCCCGCCGGCCUCGGCUUCAACUGCACGUCGCCGCUCGCCGCGCGCGGCGUCGUGCGCGCCCUCGGCGCCGCCGUCGCUGCUGCCGCGCGCCCGACGAGCCUGACGAGCCCGGCCGGGCCCAAGCCGUGGCUCGUGCUGUACCCGGACGGCGGCGCCGUGUACGACGUGCGCUCGCGCACGUGGUCGCACCCGGCGGGCCUGACGGACGCGUCGUGGGCUGCGCUCGUCGCCGACGCGGUCGGCGACGCGCUCGCGUGCGGCGAGUGGGAGGGCGUCGUCGCCGGCGGGUGCUGCAAGGCUGGGCCGGGUGCGAUCAGGGUGCUCAGGGACGAGGUCGAGAGGCGAGGGUGGCGGGAGUGAGGGAGCGCGCGAGGGCGGUGGGCGAGGUCGGUGGGCGAGGGGAGGGAGGAGGCCGCUCGGGCACAGUCGAUGUAGAGCCCGCGCAGGCUUGGUGCCAUAGACGCAAUGCAGUCGACUCUGCGACCGCACGAGCCCUGCUCCUGGCCCUGCUCAGUCUCGACGAGGCGCUUCAUGGAGCGCCC